CAUCAGUUCUAUUUCAUCAUGGCGGCGCGCUUGAUAAAUCGUGUUGUUAGACUUAAAGGUCAAUGCUCCUGCAAAUAUAACAAGCGAUUCCUGAGCUGUACCAAACCUGGUGAAGAAGAUGUGACAAAAGUUUCCCUUAGCAAACCAUUACCUGGGCUGCCAACACCUCAGUUUGCCACUGCAUCAUGCCAUGCAUAUGAUACUCAUGUAACAACACUUGACAAUGGCUUGAAAAUUGCAUCCGAAAAUAAAUUUGGCCAAUUCUGUACUGUAGGCGUUUUACUGUCUUCUGGAUCAAGAUAUGAAGCUACCUAUCCAAGUGGGAUUGCGCAUUUUUUGGAAAAAAUGUCUUUUGGGACAACACCUAACUUUGCUAACAAAGAUGUGAUUCUACAAGAGCUUGAGAAAGUGGGAGGGAUCUGUGACUGUCAAGGUUCUAGAGAUACUCUGGUCUAUGCUGCAUCAGCCAGGACACAUGGCCUGGACACUGUCAUGAACAUUUUAUCUGAUGUAGUGCUGAAGCCAUCCUAUCCUGAUGACCAGCUGGAGGAUGCUCGUCAAGCAAUUAGAUUUGAGAUUGAAGCCAUGCACAUGGAUCCUAACCCUGAACAGCUACUGGUAGAGAUGAUUCAUGCUGCAGCUUACAAAGGAAACUCUCUGGGACUGCCACGUAUUUGUCCUGUAGAAAAUACAAACAUAAUUACACGGCCCACGCUAUACUCAUACAUGAAAGAAAAACACCACCCUAAAAACACAGUCAUUGCAGGAGUAGGAGUAGAGCAUGAUAAACUUGUUGAUUUAGCUCAAAAAUAUUUUGUGAAAGAGAAGAGGCCAAUUUGGUUAUCAGAGGGAGAAGAGUGGACUAGUCAUGAGAAUGAAACCAAAUGUACAUCCCAAUACACAGGUGGUGUAUUACAGGUGGAAAAAGAUCUCUCCAAUGUGAGUCUGGGACCCACACCAAUGCCUGAGUUAGCUCACAUUGUCUUUGGCCUGGAGAGCUGCAGCCACAAAGAUCCAGACUUCAUUGCAUUUUGUGUUCUCAAUAUGAUGCUUGGAGGGGGUGGCUCCUUCUCUGCUGGUGGUCCAGGCAAAGGAAUGUACACACGCUUGUACCUCAAUGUACUCAACAGGCAUAUUUGGAUAGAAAAUGCCACAGCUUACAAUCAUGCUUAUGAUGACAGUGGUUUGUUCUGUAUUCAUGCCAGCUCACAUCCUUCAAAGCUCAGAGAUCUGGUUGAGGUGAUUUUAAGGGAAAUUGUGUUCACAGCAAGCAAGCCUUACCAGGAUGAAUUAAGCAGAGCCAAAUGUCAGUUACAGUCCAUGCUGAUGAUGAAUCUUGAGGCUCGGCCAGUAGUGUUUGAAGAUAUUGGACGCCAGGUGCUGUCUGGUUCAAUAAGACGUACACCUCAAUAUUAUUAUGAUCAAAUAGGGAGUGUAACAGCACAAGACAUCCAGCGGGUGGCCUCACGCAUGUUGAAAAGCAAACUGUCUGUUGCUGCCUAUGGAAGUUUGUCUUCUCUGCCAGCUUAUGAGGAUAUGGAAGCUGCCGUGCUCAGUAAAGAUGGAAGGUUGCCAAGCAAACAAAGCUUUUCAUUGUUUAGGCGAUGAAAUUGUGUGUAGAUAUUAUUUGUGAUAGACUUUGUGUAUUGUAUUGUACAAUAUUCAAUUUUGAUGACAAAAUAUACAAAGUUAUAAAACUGUCUGUAAAUAAUAUGUUCACAAACUUCCAUUUAAAAAAAUAACCAAAUGAUUGUAACAUAAAAAGUGUUGCAAUUUUAACCCAAAGUCAUAUGUUAAAAUGAAAGUGUAUUUUUUUAAAGGUGUUUUAUAGUUUUUGUUGUUUUCAAUCAAUGGUGUCCAUUUUUUUCUUAAGCUAUGGUAAGCUGAAGAAUUGAGGGAUGAAAACCUGAAAUAGAAGCUGCAGUAAAUUCUUUUUUUACUAAAAGUAUCUUCAAUUCUGAGCAGUUUAUGUACAUGAAUACAAAAUGUGUAAAGAGCUGUCUGGAGAUGAAUUUUGUUAGGUUAUGUGUAAAUCCAUUUUGUAUGUUCAGUGUAGCCAUUUCACACUUAUUAUUUCUAAUACCUGGCUUUGCAAUGUUUAUACUGCUUUGAACAGUAAACUUUUCUAUACUAAAUUUGCUAAAGAUGCAUUCCUUCAAUUGCAUGAAAAUAACUUAAAAUUUAAUUUAUUUUUAAUAGAGGCUUUUAACAUUUUCAUUCACUCUGAUUGCAGCAGAACAGUGUAUUCUAGGUUGUUACUGUCAGUUAAGUUUGGGUUAAAUUUGUAACCCAGUUGCCACUGGAAUUAGCAUGUUAUAACAUACUCCACUUACUUUUAACAGUAGGUAGCAACAAAUGGCUACAUAUUUAUUGAGUUAGACACCCUCAGCAGUUUAAAAUAUGAGCGUUGUUUUAAUUUGUUUUAACAUUUUUGUGAUUAGCAGAAAAGCAUAAAACUAAUUUUUUUUUAUAAAAUCUUUUACUUUUAAGUUAAUCUUAAUGAUACAAAGCUGAAAUUCCUUUCUUACAUGUGUAUCUUCUUAGUAAAAUACCGCAUGUAUUCAAAUAGAUUUAGGCAUUUUUUAAGUCAGAAAGAAAUUAAUAUUAACCUGUACAUUGAAAAAAAGACAAGUGUAAAAUUGAAUUUCAUAACUAUUUGUAUUGAUAUUUUAAUAAAAAUUCUUACCAAGA
Physella acuta is the source of this 2691-nucleotide messenger RNA. Its product is annotated as mitochondrial-processing peptidase subunit alpha. NCBI's taxonomy places the organism in Eukaryota, Metazoa, Mollusca, Gastropoda, Physidae. The record is from RefSeq and is a predicted model, not a curated record. Gene Ontology annotation, cellular component: mitochondrion. Gene Ontology annotation, molecular function: metalloendopeptidase activity; metal ion binding.